Molecule: messenger RNA, 873 nt
Organism: Dipodomys spectabilis (banner-tailed kangaroo rat)
Lineage: Eukaryota; Metazoa; Chordata; Mammalia; Rodentia; Heteromyidae
Gene: Rida
Product: reactive intermediate imine deaminase A homolog
Exons: 6
Coding region: 91-504 (137 amino acids)
Cellular component (GO): cytosol
Molecular function (GO): deaminase activity
Source: RefSeq, a predicted model, not a curated record
UGACGCGGCGCGGGCUCGGUCAGUCGGUGAGGAUAGCGGGUCGCUCUAGCUCAGGCUUCUCCCGAACUGGCCGCAAGUGAAGGUUUAGUCAUGUCGUCUCUAAUCCGAAAGGUGAUCACCGCCGCGAAAAACCCCAGGCCCAUUGGUCCCUACAGUCACGCUGUGUUAGUCGACCGGACUAUGUACAUUUCAGGGCAGGUAGGCCUGGACCCUUCAAGUGGAAAGCUGGUGCCAGGAGGGGUGGCGGAAGAAGCAAAACAAGCUCUUACAAACAUGUUUGAAAUUCUGAAAGCAGCAGGCUGUGACUUCACCAAUGUGGUAAAAACAACUGUCUUUCUGACUGACAUGAAUGACUUUGGUACUGUCAAUGAAGUCUACAAACAGUUUUUCAAGAGUGAUUUUCCAGCUCGAUCUGCUUACCAGGUUGCUGCCUUACCCAUAGGAGCCCAUGUUGAAAUUGAAGCUAUAGCUGUCCAAGGGCCUCUCACUACAGCUUCGUUAUAAGUGGCCACAGUGUGCUUUACUCGGGGGUUUUCGUCCUAUCUUUAACAUUAAUUUUCACAAAUGGAUGGUUAUUGUGGAAAUUCCAUACAUAGGAAAGAUUAGACAAUGAAAAUGAUGAAGUUACUGAUGCUAUAAAUUACACUUUUCUAUACUUAUAUGGCUAAUUACAAGUGUGCAGAGACAUUAAUUACAUACUUCAAAUAAAAAUAAAGGAAAAGGUAUUAUUUACUUAAUAAAAUAAAAUACACAUUUUAGAGAUGUGAGUAGAAUUACUCAAACUUGAAUAGUAUAGGUAAAGGAGAAGGAAGUGGACCAAAAUUUUAUAUGAGUAAUAUUUUUCUAAUGGAAAUAAAUAAGCAUGUAAUCUCC